AUGGGUCGGAAACCGAAUGUCUCCGAGCCGACUCGUUGGGCCCCUCUGAUCCUGCUUUUGAUUGGUUUGGUAUCUUGUUCUAUGGUCUACAUGUUCGUGUCAUCAGUUUUAAGGCCAUCAGUGCCAGCAAAUGAUUCAAACGUUGAAUCAUUAGUGCUGGCUGAGUCCUAUGAAAAUGGUGAAAAGUGGGUUAACGGCGUAGAGAGUGGUGGCGCUACUGGUGGGUUGUGUUGUAAAGGGAUUGAUAAUUUGGAACUUUGGGGGGCUGCUGUCAAAUGGGGCACAGAUUUCAAAUUCAAUUCUUCUGGUGAAUGUUGUAAAGCUUGUAAAGCCAUGUGUACUGGAAAUGAUGGGCCUUGUCUUUGUGAUACCUGGGUUUUUUGUGGUAAUAAGCAGGCUUGUGGGAACAAAUUCGGGGAGUGUUGGUUGAAAAAACAGAAGGAUUUACUGGCCCCUGAAAAGCAGGAAGUAGGAGACAAAGUCAUGUGGACUUCUGGCCUUGUCUUUGGAAGAGGAGAGGGUAUUAUUGGCUUAGAGACAGAACACGGUACUCUUCACAUCAAGCUUUUCCCUGAUUGUUCUCCACUUUCAGUUAAAUACAUCCUAGAGUUGUUGGCAUUACGCCAUUGUGCAGGGUGCCAAUUCUAUCGAGCAGAAAGUCGUGGUCAAUCUUGGGAUGCAAAAGGAAAACACAUCAAAGAUGCUUCCUUUGGUCCUCCAUUUGCUCUUGUUCAAGGAACUCUUGAUGCCCAGGGAAUGACAUUCAAUAAAAUCCCGUCCGAGUACCGUCCAACCAUGAGAAGAGGAUCAGUAGCAUGGGUUGGCUCUGGUCCUGAAUUCUUCAUAAGCUUGGCAAAUCACGAAGAAUGGAAAAAUUCAUAUACCGUAUUUGGUUCUGUACUUCCCGAAGACUUGCUGAUAGCAGAGAAAAUUUCUCAGCUUCCAACAAAAUCAGAUGUUUGGAACAACAUUAAUGUGUCAGUUUUAGAGAACCCUGUACCUCUAAGGAUUCAAAGAAUGAAGAUUAGUGUGUCAUAA
Messenger RNA from Fraxinus pennsylvanica, 1038 nucleotides. The record is from the annotation of a GenBank genome assembly. NCBI's taxonomy places the organism in Eukaryota, Viridiplantae, Streptophyta, Magnoliopsida, Lamiales, Oleaceae.